GUUGGCCGCAGCACAGGAGGCGGCGGCUCAGGCGGUGCAGCAGCAGGCGGGGGCGGGCGCAGCUGAUAGAAUGGGGGGCGCUAGGGAAGCGAGCGGGCAGGGGCCCAGCUCGCUCUUCCUGUUCUCCAAAGACAACUUCAUCCGUAGAACCACGCGCAUCAUCAUCCAGUGGCCUCCGUUUGAGUAUGCCGUGCUUUUGACAAUCAUAGCAAACUGUGUGGUGCUGGCGCUGGAAGAGCACCUGCCCAAUCAUGAUAAGACUAUGCUAGCACAACAAUUAGAGAAAACAGAGGCAUACUUUCUAGGAAUAUUCUGUGUUGAAGCUUCGUUGAAGAUACUAGCGUUAGGUUUUGUUUUACAUAGAGGAUCAUACCUUAGGAACAUUUGGAACAUUAUGGAUUUCUUUGUCGUGCUAACAGGGUUUCUAACGAUGUUCCCUCAGGAAAUCGUAGCUGUGGACCUGCGCACGUUACGCGCUAUUCGAGUGCUAAGACCUCUCAAGCUAGUCUCUGGCAUCCCUAGUCUGCAGGUGGUAUUGAAGUCCAUCAUCAAAGCCAUGGCUCCCCUUCUGCAAAUCGGACUGUUGGUGUUAUUCGCCAUCGUCAUUUUUGCCAUCAUUGGCUUGGAAUUCUACUCGGGAGCUCUGCACAGAACAUGCUACAGCCUCCACGAUAUAGAUGUCAUCGUCAAGGAAGGUGAUUUGGCGGCGCCUUGUAAUACCGACAACCAGUCGCAGGCAGAGCUCCAGGGGAGCAAUUGGUGCAGAGAUGGUAAUUCCGUGUGCCUUGAACGAUGGCAGGGUCCCAACAAUGGGAUCACGUCGUUCGACAACAUAGGUUUCGCCAUGCUGACGGUGUUCCAAUGUAUCACUAUGGAAGGCUGGACUUCCAUUCUAUACUGGAUGAACGAUGCCGUCGGCAGUUACUUCAAUUGGAUGUACUUUGUGCCACUGAUUGUCCUGGGGUCGUUCUUCAUGCUCAAUCUAGUUCUCGGUGUCCUCAGCGGUGAGUUUGCCAAAGAAAGGGAGAAAGUAGAGAAUAGGCAGGAGUUUUUAAAGUUGCGAAGGGCGGCACAAUUAGAAAGAGAGUUGAACGGUUACGUUCAGUGGAUCUGCAAAGCCGAAGAAGUAAUUUUGGCGGAGGAGAGAACAACGGAAGAAGAAAAGAUGCACAUCAUGGAGGCGAGACGCAGAGCCGCAAAGAAAAAGAAACUGAAAAAGAUGGGAAAAAGCAAAAGCACUGACACCGAAGAGGAAGAACAAGAGGAAGACCUCGGCGAUGAUGUAUUUCUUACAGAGUCUAAGAAAAAACUAAAAGGUUUCGGAAGGGCCGGUUAUAUGAAGACAAGGGCGCAGGGACCAGGUGGUUGCGCCACCUUCUGGAGGGCCGAGAAGAGGUUUCGUUUUGCCAUUAGACACGCGGUGAAGACGCAAUGUUUUUAUUGGUCCGUCAUCGUUCUGGUUUUCUUCAACACCGUUUGCGUAGCCGUAGAAUACCACGGGCAACCCGAGUGGCUGACGGACUUUUUAUAUUAUGCGGAGUAUGCGUUCUUGGGAUUGUUCAUGUUGGAGAUGUUCGUGAAGAUGUAUGCUUUGGGGCCACGGAUAUACUUCGAGUCGGCGUUCAAUCGGUUCGACUGCGUGGUAAUAUCCGGAUCAAUAUUCGAAGUGAUUUGGUCGGAGGUAAAGGGAGGUUCCUUCGGUCUCUCUGUGCUAAGAGCGUUGAGACUGCUGAGGAUCUUCAAGGUGACCAAAUACUGGUCGUCGCUGAGAAACUUGGUCAUCUCGCUGUUGAACUCGAUGCGCUCGAUCAUCUCUCUGCUGUUCUUGCUCUUCUUGUUCAUCCUGAUCUUUGCCCUUCUGGGCAUGCAGCUCUUCGGUGGCCAAUUCAACUUCGAAGGUGGAACGCCUCCAACCAAUUUCAACACGUUUCCCAUCGCUCUGCUCACCGUCUUUCAGAUCCUCACCGGUGAAGAUUGGAAUGAAGUAAUGUAUUACGGGAUCGAAGCGCUGGGCGGUCAUAAAACAGGGAUGGUUUACUCCUUGUAUUUCAUCAUCCUUAUGUUGUUCGGUAAUUACACUUUGCUCAAUGUGUUCUUGGCUAUCGCCGUCGAUAAUUUAGCCAACGCCCAGGAACUGACAGCCGCUGAGGAAGAGCAGGCUGAGGAGAACAAAGAGAAACAGGCUCUAGAGCUUGAAAAGGAAAUGGAGGCUCUGCAGAUGGAAGGAAAUCCGAGGCUGGAGGUGACGCCCUCCAGUCCGAUGCGAGGCAGGAAAAAGAAAGACGAUAAGCCGCCCGACGAAGAAGAAAUAGUUGGACCUAAACCUAUGCUGCCAUACUCUAGCAUGUUUAUACUAUCACCUACUAAUCCUGUUAGAAAGGGGGCACAUUGGGUAGUAAAUUUAAGGUAUUUCGAUUUUUUUAUCAUGAUAGUUAUUUGCCUGAGUUCGAUAGCGUUAGCGUGCGAGAACCCCGUGGAGGAGGCCUCGUGGAUGAACAAGUUUUUAAAUAAUUUUGAUUACGCUUUCACCGGCGUCUUCGCCAUCGAAAUGUUCCUCAAGAUCGUCGACUUGGGGAUCAUUUUGCAUCCCGGGUCGUACCUGAGGGAGUUCUGGAACCUCAUGGAUGCAGUCGUAGUCAUCUGUGCCCUGGUCUCCAUUGGAUACGAUCUAACGGGUGCGGAGGGUGUCAACAACCUGUCGACGAUAAAAUCGCUGCGUGUGUUGCGCGUACUGAGACCUUUAAAAACAAUAAAACGUGUGCCGAAAUUAAAGGCGGUGUUUGACUGUCUAGUGAACUCAUUAAAAAAUGUGAUAAACAUUCUCAUAGUGUACAUAUUAUUCCAGUUUAUAUUUGCUGUGAUCGCCGUUCAGUUAUUCAACGGAAAAUUUUUUCACUGCACUGAUGCUAGUAAAUUUACGGAAUCUACCUGUCAGGGACAGUAUUUUGUAUAUGAAGAAGAUAGCGAUGUGCCUCGCAUCGAGAACAGAGAAUGGAAACUUCAGAGUUUUCAUUACGACGAUGUUGCGAUGGCUAUGCUCACCUUGUUCGCGGUCCAAACCGGGGAAGGAUGGCCUCAAGUCCUGCAGAAUUCUAUGGCAGCAACGUACGAGGAUCAAGGCCCCAUACAAAACUUUCGCAUAGAAAUGUCCAUUUUCUACAUCGUCUACUUCGUAGUGUUUCCAUUCUUCUUUGUAAAUAUCUUCGUUGCCUUGAUCAUUAUUACGUUUCAAGAGCAGGGCGAGGCCGAGCUUCAAAGCGGAGAGAUAGAUAAGAAUCAGAAAUCCUGUAUAGAUUUUACAAUUCAAGCACGUCCAUUAGAAAGAUACAUGCCGAACAAGAGGAAUAGCUUCAAAUAUAAGAUUUGGAGGGUCGUGGUCUCGACGCCCUUCGAAUAUUUCAUCAUGAUGCUAAUUGUUUUUAACACGCUCCUCCUCAUGAUGAAGUACCACGAUUCUCCACCCCUGCUCUCCGACACCUUGGCGGCAAUGAAUAUUCUGUUUACUUUCCUCUUCCUUUGCGAAACUGUUCUGAAGCUCAUCGCCUUCGGGAUCAAGAAUUUCUUCAAAGAUCCUUGGAACACCUUCGAUUUUAUUACGGUGAUCGGGAGCAUAGUGGACGCGAUGGUUGUCGAAUUUGGCGAACGAGCUGCGAAAGUGUCCAAAGAAAGGGAAAAUUUCAUCAACGUCGGUUUCUUACGGUUGUUCCGCGCCGCCCGUCUUAUUAAGCUGCUUAGGCAAGGCUACACCAUCCGCAUCCUCCUGUGGACGUUCGUCCAAAGUUUCAAGGCUCUUCCAUACGUUUGUCUUCUGAUCGCAAUGCUAUUUUUCAUCUAUGCCAUCAUCGGCAUGCAAGUAUUUGGAAACAUCGCCGAAAACCCGUUGGAAUCCAUCAACAGACACAACAACUUCCGGAACUUCAUCCAAGGUCUGAUGUUGCUAUUUCGGUGCGCGACGGGCGAGUCCUGGCCGAGCAUAAUGUUGUCGUGCAUAAAGGGCCAACCUUGUGACGAGAAGUCCGAAAAAGAUCCGAACAGCUGCGGAUCGAAUCUGGCGUACGGAUACUUCGUCUCCUUCAUAUUCUUCUGCUCAUUUCUCAUGUUGAACUUGUUCGUUGCCGUCAUUAUGGACAACUUUGACUAUUUAACACGUGACUCGUCCAUCUUGGGCGCCCAUCAUUUGGACGAGUUUGUUAGGAUAUGGGCGGAAUACGACCCGAACGCGACGGGGAAGAUACUGUAUCAGGAGAUGUACGAUAUGCUGAAGAACAUGGAUCCACCACUGGGUUUCGGUAAUAAGUGUCCAAAUAGAUUGGCGUACAAAAAGCUGAUCAGGAUGAACAUGCCUAUGGACGCGGAUGGUAAAGUGAACUUCACAACAACGCUUUUCGCGUUGAUCAGAGAGAACUUGGCUAUCAAAAUGAGACCAGCCGACGAAAUGGACCAAGCGGAUGAUGAACUGAGGGAGACGAUUAAGAUCAUUUGGCCGCUUCAGGCUAAGAACAUGGUAAAUCUACUGGUACCUGCGACCGACGAACUGAACAAUGGGAAGAUGUCGGUGGGAAAAAUAUAUGCGGGUCUUUUGAUCCUGGAGAGUUGGAGGACGACGCGUUUCGGGCAGACCGAGGCGCCCGGCGGGAACCAAGGUUUUGGAAAUAGCCCCUCAGCCAAUCACGCGAAGGCGACGUUUUUUGACUGCCUCUUGGACAUGGCCGGACAUUUGGGCAGUCGCACUGGCUCGAUAAGCCUGGAGGGUGCUCCCCUUAUGGCAGGACACGAGCACUCCGAUAAUCACCAUCACCAUCCAGAGGAAAAGUCUUUAGUCUCCUUAGCCAGGAGAAACACCAAAAGAAGAUCGCUCAGGAAUAAAAAGGCUAUGGAACUUCAAGACGUUUUAGGCUCUAGGCGUCCUUCUGUUGAUAGCAUGGGGGAAACCCACUUGCAUCCAGCUGGUUAUCCAAAUACCGUCAGAAGAUCACCAAGUAUAAGGCAUUGUUAUUCUCCUACGUUACAAAGAAGUCCUUCGCCCAGGCGAAAAGCUCCUCAUCAUUUGCACCACGACAUUGGUUUCUCCGAUACCGUCUCGAACGUCGUGGAAAUCGUCAAGUAUGAGCAACACAAGGCUUCGCAGAAACAUCACCGGUCUGGAAGAGGAGAGUUUUUGGGAUCGUGGUCGGCGUCUACGAGUCCCGCUAGAUCACCAUCCCCGACAAACGGAGGCCGUCCAUCCCAUUAUGGAUCUAGGCUUAGCACUUUAAGACAGACGCGUCGCGGCGGAGCGUACGGUACCACGAGCUUGUGCCAGAGGUCGAGGUCACCGAGCCCCACGCACCCUGUGCCACAUCAGCACGGCCCUCCGACAAUCGCUUGUGCAGUUGUUGGAUUACCGAUGCAUCACUCUGCGGCGCACUUGGCCAGCGUCCAGCAUAGCCACCCCAUGUUGGGCAGCAGAAGAGGCCAAGGAAGGAGGUUACCCCCGACACCCUGCAAACCAUCCACGCUGCAAUUGCGACCAGGUCCAAUCAAUUUCCCCAAGCUCAACGCAUCACCCACCCACUUGAAUACGCAAAUGCAGUCGCAUUCGGCGCACGCGACUCCCCACAGCAGCGUGAACAUGUCCAGAGUGGAUCAGCAGAUGCAGCAGCAGCCGCAACUCCAGCAGCAGCAACAGCCUCCGCCUCUCCGGGACUCUCUGAGGGAUAUGGUUUCGACGUCGGCGCCCGCCUCGCAGCGUGACACCGGUCAGACGCCGCUCAGCUUCGAACAGGCGAUGGCCAUAGGUCGUGGAGGUCGAGUGCUUCCGAGCCCCGUUCCAAACGGUUACAAACCGAAGCCCACCAGAUCCCGGCACUCCGACUCCGAUGACGACGACUGGUGCUAACACUAGGGGUACCAUUACUCGACCCUCUGAACCGGGUUCCGAGUAAUCAUGCAAGAGACUGUACACACGUCGCAUAAGGCCUUCGAGGAAUUGAUUACACUGUGUUUUUUUCUUUGUGCUUGAUGUGAAAACUCUGAACAGUGCGGUGAUGUACUCUUAAACCAAAAAAGAAAAAUUACCUUCUAAGAAUUAAUUCAUUCAUUCAUCCAUUGAUUUAACGAGCGAGAAACACGGCGGACGACGGCGAAGACAAAGAAGAAACCAACAAACUAUUUAUAUAUAUAUAUAAUAAUAAUCGUUAUUUUGAUUUCGAGAGCCGCCACCAAGUAAUUUAGCGUAUACCCAAGACAUUUAAACAAAUUACUGCCAUUACCUAAAAAAUACAAAAAAAAAAUGAUAUAAUAAUAUAUUUAAUUGCCAUUAAGUUGUCUGAUGAAACUGUAUAUGUAUAUAUACAUUCGAUUAAAAGAAAAAAGGUAUAUAUACAUAUACUCAUUAAACCAAA
Molecule: messenger RNA, 6383 nt
Organism: Nicrophorus vespilloides
Lineage: Eukaryota; Metazoa; Arthropoda; Insecta; Coleoptera; Silphidae
Gene: cac
Product: voltage-dependent calcium channel type A subunit alpha-1
Exons: 34
Coding region: 71-5878 (1935 amino acids)
Biological process (GO): chemical synaptic transmission; calcium ion import across plasma membrane
Cellular component (GO): membrane; voltage-gated calcium channel complex
Molecular function (GO): high voltage-gated calcium channel activity; calcium ion binding
Source: RefSeq, a predicted model, not a curated record